AUGGCUUCCUCCGGAAUCACUAUCUGCCUGGAGAAGGAUGAUGCCAAGGCAGUUGCCCGAGUCCUGCCCUACGGGGGGCAGGACUAUGGGGAACUGAAGCGCCAGUGUCUCCAGCAGGGAUCGCUCUUCGUCGACCCCGACUUCAAACCCAGCCCUGAGUCGCUUGGAUACAAUAAGCUGGGACCUGGCUCCAAGGGAGCCCAAGGGGUGGUUUGGCAGAGGCCAAAGGUGAGUCAAAACAAAGACAUUCUCCUUUUACAUCCAGUUCAUUGAUUAUCAGGAGUAGUUCCCGAAAGAAGCAAGCAGUGUACAACAGCCAGUCUGUUGAGUGUUUUGGAGAUGCUAGCAUCUUGGGGCGGGGGGGGGGGGGGCGGGGAGGGAGUAAUAUAGGUGUUAUACAUUUUUGGGGGGGACCCCUAAACCCUAGAAAUUAAUAAAUGGUAUGAUUUUGUUGGUUUGGGAUGUGAAGGGAGAAAUAGAAGCUGCAGAGGAAUUCCUGGGCUGAGCAGCUGAGCAGAACUGCUCAGCUUGCAGACUUAACAUUCAGAAUAAGAGAACAAGAAGAAUAUACAUUUAGAGACGACUGGAAAACAUUUAUUGAAUAUAUGGAAAAUAAUUGUGUAGCUGAAAAUGUGGGCAGCAUUCAGAUAAGUUCAACAGUGGAAAUAAGUUUUGAUGGGUGUAAUAAUGGAAUAUUGAAUGGUAUAGCUUUUGUAAAAUAUGCAGGGAUUUAUGAUAUAUAACAUGAACCAUGGAAAGAGAAGAAGGGAAUUCAUUGAUAUUUUAAGGAUGUAAAACUGAGUAUUUUAAGUUGUAAAAUUUAAUAAAAAUUACAUACAAAAAAAUAAGGGAAUUCCUGUGCUAGCUUAUGCAAAACGACCCGGCCAAGCUAGGGCCAUUAAGAAACACAGGUGUGAACAGAGGCGUGAACAGAGGCAGGGGUUUGGAAAGUUGUCAGGGUAACUGUGUGUUUGAGGCAACAGGAAAAGGGAGUCUGGCAGCAAGGAGUGCUGGGGGAAGAAGGGGCGGAGAAAGACUGGGAUCCAUCUUGGGCAGGUUGGCUGCAGAGCUGAUGUGGAGAGGUGUCUUGGACUCCAGGGCUGAGGGGGACAAGCCCUUCUUGAAAGGACUGUGCUGUAAGAUGUGGACUCCCUCCAUGCAGACUGAAGGUGUAAAUAGGUGACAUAUGGGAAGCCAGGUUUACACCUCCCGCUCACCUGGUGGGCUAGGGAUUUCGUAGAAUGAAAGCACUGAGUGCAUUCCAAGCCAAGGAAUUGUCUCUCAGGUACCAGAACAGGACACAGUCCCUGCACACAAAAGCCCAUUCCUCCUGGUUGCGCCAAGGUUCAUUUGUUUCAGCAGCCUGUUAUUGCAGAAGUAGGUCAUGGAAACAACUUUUCCCUGUUGUCUUUGCAGGACAUCUGCAAGCCCAAAUUGCCCUGCUUUAUCUGUGAAGGAAUGAACCGUACAGACGUCCGCCAGGGAGAACUGGGUAAUGUGUCAUAUGUUUGCCUUCUCUGUAGCUUAUUGCUUUGCUGUUAAAUUUUCCUCCCUGCUUUCUGGCCUGACUUUUGCGCCUUUGACAGCGGAAACUGUCACCUGUAUGACUACAACUUUGCGGAGUGGGGAGAAAGCAUCAACUUUUGCAUUUCUGAGGCAGAUUUAGAGAAUUAAACAGCAGAGCGUCUCUGCUAGGAAAAGACUCAGCCUCACACCACUUCUUCUCUGGCGAUCACUCGUAGCUGAGUAAGAUUGUCUUCCAUAAACACGGUUUUAACAAUGAGUCCGUAAGUGACUGUGGAGGCCAAUUCUGGAUCCACAUGUCCUUCCACAGUGGGGACAUUCUAUUUCAUUAGAGCAUGGGUAGGCAAACUAAGGCCCGGGGGCCAGAUUUGGCCCAAUCGCCUUCUAAAUCCGGCCUGUGGACGGUCCGGAAAUCAGCGUGUUUUACAUGAGUAGAAUGUGUGCUUUUAUUUCAAAUGCAUCUCUGGGUUAUUUGUGAGGCAUAGGAAUGCGUUCAUUAUUUAUUUCAAAAUAUAGUUUGCUCCCACAAGGUCUGAGGGACAAUGGACAGGCCCCCUGCUGAAAAAGUUUGCUGACCCCUGCAUUAGAGGUUUGUUGAUAUAAAAAGGUAAAGGGACCCCUGACCAUUAGGUCCAGUCAUGGCCGACUCUGGGGUUGCGGCGCUCAUCUCGCUUUAUUGGCCGAGGGAGCCGGCGUACAGCUUCUGGGUCAUGUGGCCAGCAGGACUAAGUCGCUUCUGGCGAACCAGAGCAUCGCACGGAAACGCCGUUUACCUUCCCACCAGAGCAGUACCUAUUUAUCUACUUGCACUUUGACGUACUUUCGAACUGCUAGGUUGGCAGGAGCUGGGACCGAACAACAGGAGCUCAACCCGUCGCGGGGAUUCGAACCGCCAACCUUCUGACCGGCAAGUCCUAGGUUCUGUGGUUUAACCCACAGCGCCAUAGUCAUUCAUUAAUUUUGAGUUGCCACCCUUUUCUGUUGGUGCUGCCCCGUGCCUUCGGUGGCAGCCUGGCAUACUGGAAUUUAGAAUGAGCAUGAUUUCAUCCUUUCUGGGAUCUUCUUCAUUAUAGUAAAACUCACAUGAGUAAAGCUGUUUUUCUACUUGCUAACUUUGUGCAUGCAAAGAACGGUUAAAAAAAGGCAAGUCUAAUUGGCUGCCUGAUGUUACAUCUUUACCACAAAUGUAAACUAGCUAAACAGAAGUAAACCAGCUUAAUGGAUGUGGCUUCCCUCAGGGAACCCUGGGAUUUGUAGUUCCAGGACAGGGCUAGCAGUCCUUGCAAGUAUCAUCCUCACAAAACCACAAUUUCUAGAAUGCCUUGGGAGGAGGAAAGCCGUUAUCAAUUAACAUUUAACAACUAGUUUAUGUCUGGGGUGUAGAAAGCAGCUUCGCUGUACAAACAUGAGAAGGUUUCAAAACUCUUUGUUCCUUAUCAAUCCUACAACUAGUGAUAAACCAAAUUAUUACAGAGCUGCUAUUUGUUUGCUUCCUGCUGCUGUGCCUUUUACAGCAGUCCGACAGUCAGGAAUUCAGUAGGCGAAGCUUUCUUUAGCGUCGAGAUGACAAAUCCUUCAUCUCGUGCUUUAUGUAUCUAGUUGCUGUUAAACACGCAACAAAAAUGGUGGCCAAUUGGUAUUGUUUUCCAUGCUGUGUAUAAUCCACAAAAAUUUCUACACCAAGAAACUCCACAUUUUGUUGACCAGAAUCCAUAAAAUCAAAUACAGUGGUACCUUGGGUUACGAACGCUUCAACUAACGUUUUUUCGAGUUACGAACGAUUGUAACCCGGAAGUAAGUUGUCCAAGCUCUCAGAGGCCUCGCCGCUGCCUGGAGGCAAACCCGGACAUCGGCGGAGCCUGCGGAGCUCUGUGAGGCCUCCACAAAUGUCGGGAACCAAGGCCCGACAUCCGCAGUGCCUAGAGCGGCUCUGCAGAUGUUGGGAGCCAAGCCCCGGCAUCCACGGUGCCUGCAGAGGCUCUGUGACUGGGCUCCAGCUGCAGGAGCUCUCUGAGCCUCCACGAAUGCAGGGAGCCAAGCCGAUUGUGAUUUUGGAAGAGGACCCUGAGCCCCCUCCAAACAGUGAGUUUGGAAAUAAAUUUUAACUUUUUUCAUCUAAAAUACUGUCUUAUUUAUUUUAUAGUACAGUACAUUGAUUAUUGCCUUCAUUUUAUGGAUCAAUGGUCUCGUGAAACAGUAGGAUUCGUGUUAAAUUGCUGUUUUAGGGGGUGUUUUUUCAUUGUCUGGAACGGAUCAAUCCACUUUCCAUUACUUUCAAUGGGAAAGUCCGCUUCAGGUUAAGAACGCUUCAGGUUAAGUACAGUCUUCCGGAACCAAUUAAGUACUUAACCUGAGGUACCACUGUAAUUCAUAUUAGGAAUGGACAAAUCUUUCCAAUGUGGUUUCUCUGUUUUGCAUUUUUAUCAUCUUAAAUUCAGUUUGCCACAUUUCUGCAUCGGCUAGUGAUUUAUUUAUUUUGGAAAUUCCUCGCAAAAAAAUUGUCACAAUUUUAGUGUUCAUUUCUCCUACUGUAUAUUUUUAUAUGAAAUUUUGCCCAGUGUACACCUUUUUGCAAGCCAUUUCCCCCUCCUAAUGCAAUUCAUUUUUGUGCACACUUUCCAUUCUCUCAAAAUUCAGAGAACUACGAAUUCUGAAGGUAUUUGGGGCCAUGGGAAUGAUGCACAUUAAACCAAAUUUCUCUUCUGUUCCUAAUUCAGAUAAGCAGUUGAAUUCCUCGCUUCUAGAAGAAACAGGCAGGUGUUCCCAGGGCUACACACACACCAUAACUUUAAAGCACAUGGCUCCCCCAAAGAAUCCUGGGAACUGUAGUUCUGUGACGGGCUGAGCUGCAGUUUCUGGAAUUCUUCGCAGGGGGAGUCAUAUGUACACCGUACUCCGUGUACGAACUUGCCCUGAUCUCUGUGUCAUCCUCAUUAAAUUAAGCUGAUGUGGAUGCCGCCUUCUACAGAAUCCUGAGAUGUUGUGCAUCUAUUUUCUGGAGUAUUUGCUCUUUCAAACAGUGUAGAAAUAAAUAAAUAAAUAGCAACCAUCUUCUUUCUACCUCUGACAGGUGACUGCUGGUUCCUGGCAGCAGCAGCAUCCCUCACAUUGUACCCACAUCUCCUGCACAGGGUGGUCCCACAGAGUCAAAGUUUUGAGACGGCAGACUAUGCUGGCAUCUUCCACUUCCAGGUGACUUUCAUUACAUCCCCUCCAGGAGGUCCAAUCAGCUCCCUGGUCAAAGCUUAUUCCCAUCACUGCUACCCUUGUACUUUGCUGGCUGAAAACAAAGCCCAGGCAAAGCCAUUUGCUAGCACGGAGGUGUAGGGAUUGCAGAAUUUACAGCGUCAGAAUGGAAUCCUGGAGGCUUUCAAAUGUAACCAGCUGCCGUGGCCCUCCAGGUGUCAUUCGACUACAAAACCCAUCAUCCUUUUUCAAAUAAUUAAUUAAAUAAUUUUUAUUAGUUUUUGAAUUUUAACAAAUGCACCCAAAUUAUUUAAAUUUAAUACAUUUUUUCAAAAGUAAUUAGGUUUCCCACUCCUGUUGCAAGCAUAGGUAAAGGGACCCCUGACCAUUAGGUCCAGUCAUGGCCAACUCUGGGGUUGCGGCGCUCAUCUCGCUUUAUUGGCCGAGGGAGCCGGCGUACAGCUUCCAGGUCAUGUGGCCAGCAGGACUGAGCCGCUUCUGGCGAACCAGAGCAGCGCACGGAAACGCCGUUUACCUUCCCACUGGAGUGGUACCUAUUUAUCUACUUGCACUUUGAUGUGCUUUCGAACUGCUAGGUUGGCAGGAGCAGGGACUGAGCAACAGGAACUCACUCCGUCACAGGGAUUCGAACCGCCGACCUUCUGAUCGGCAAGCCCUAGGCUCUGUGGUUUAACCCACAGCGCCACUCGUGUCCUUCCGUUGCAAGUCCAUUAAAUUCCUGGUGUUACCACUUCAUUCUUCUUCUUUGAUCACCUUCUCAAUCUUCUACUAGUUUUAAUCCAUUUUCAUAGCCAGCCGGUUUUGUUACCUUGCAAUCAGCACCGCUGUUAUUACAACAUCCAUCAUCCUUGACCAUUGGCUAUGCUGACUGUGGCUGAUGGGAGUUGUAGUCCAACAACAUCUGGAGGGCAGGCAAAGAACAGUGGUUCUCCAAAUCAAAAGCAUCUCAUUCUCAUUCAUUUCCCUCCCACCCACCCGCUUCCUAGUUCUGGCAGUAUGGGCAGUGGGUAGAUGUCGUGGUGGAUGACUUUCUGCCCACUGUGAAUGGAAAGCUGAUUUUCGUGCGCUCAGAGGAGAAGGAUGAGUUCUGGAUGCCUUUGUUGGAGAAAGCCUACGCCAAGUGAGUGGAACACCAGCUAUUUAAUUCACUGCUUAAUUUGGGCGUUGUCGGGAGCCGGAGUCAAGCAUAGGUCAGCGAUAAAGUCAACUAUUGAUUCAAGAAACUAAGACAGCGCAGGCCUGGUGACCCCAGCAGCUCAGUAGGUUUUGCCCAAAUGCAGCAGCUGUAAGGAUAGAAGGUCCCUGCCUUCCCACAGGUGCCUAAGAACCCUCCCCUGCAGGGCUUUUACCAAGCAGUUGCAGACUGCGUCUGUGCACAACCAAUCUCUGCUCUUCCUUUUUCAUUUCUCUGUGUGUUCCAAGAGACGGGGGGAAGGGAGCUGGUCGCAGUAGAAGGGGGAGACUCCCUGGAUUCUUGAGCUCAUAGCUGUCAACUGUCCCUUAUUUGGCGGGAAAGUCCCUUAUCCCAGCACCGUGUCCUGCUGCUGUCCCUUAUUGAUGAUGUCCCUUAAAUUUCCCGGGUUUCAAAGGAAGCAGCUCCUUUCCCUCCCUGCCUGCCGGCCAGGGCGGAGGGAGGCUCCAACUGUGUUGCUUGGCUGCAUUGCUCACCCAAUAAGGAGUCUAAGAACGACUGGGGGGGUGGAGCUUGCAUGCCUUGUGCCAAUCAAAUCGGCCGUGUUGCCUGGGGACUUGCCUUUGCUCAGCGCUUCCCAGCGGAGAGGUGACGGUGGUUUUCCUUGCUGCAUCCCCUUUGCUGGGUUGCUGUGCUGUGGGAACCACCGCUUGAGGCUUCUUUGGCUGCUGGCUGGGCUUUCUGCCUUUGGCUUGGAGGGGCUCAGAAGUUGAACAUACCUGUGUUCGGAAAAUCCCUUAUUUUGGCUGCUGAUCCCUUAUUUUCGAGGCUACUGGUCCCUUAUUUUCAAAUCUGUAAGCUUCAGCUGCCUCUUGGCCCCCCUCCUCUCCAGCCUCUGCUUCUGCCUCUGAUUCUGGACUGCUCUCUGCCACAGACUCUCCCCGCUCACUAAGCCCUGUCUCUUCAGCUUCCGACACCUCCUCCUCCCAGUCUUCUCCCUCUUCUCCCUCUGACCACUCAUCGUCGUCCCACCACCAAUCCCUGGGCUCUGAGUUUUCUUCCCUUGGGGGUUCCCCAGCUGGUGCCUUCCACCACUCCUCUGCAUUUGGCCAGUCCAUGACAGUUGAGGCCUUCCAGCUGUUGUCGGACUACAGUUCCCAUUACCCCUCUGCAUUGGCCACACUGCCUGGGCUGAUGGGUCCUGGAGUCCAACAACAUCCGGUGGAGCAGCAGUGAGGGUCCUCCAGGUGUUGGCAAGCUCUCUUUCUCACUAGCCUUUGCCAGCACAGUCAUAACUCUCUACAGCUGAUGAGAGUUGUAGUCAAGCAAUACCCAGAGGUCCACAGGUUCCCCAGCUUUAACUAGACUAGGGCUGUGCAAUAUCUAGUUUUCAACUUUGUGAUAUAUGGCCGGCUAAACAUGGUGAUAUACCCAGCCCCGGAUUUAGGUCUGAUGAGGCCCAAGCUACUGAAGGUAAUGGGGCCCUUUAUAUGUCCACCUGUCCUUUGUCAACAACAAAUUGUCGCUGUUUUUUGUGUUCAAUAGAUGCUAUAUGGUAAUUUAUGGACCUAAUAGGUCCAUAGGGACGCGGGUGGCACUGUGGGUAAAACCUCAGCGCCUAGGACUUACUGAUCGUAUGGUCGGCGGUUCGAAUCCCCGCGGCAGGGUGAGCUCCCGUCGUUUGGUCCCAGCUUCUGCCCACCUAGCAGUUCGAAAGCACUCUUAAGUGCAAGUAGAUAAAUAGGUACUGCUUUAUAGCGGGAAGGUAAACGGCGUUUCCGUGUGCUGUGCUGGUGCUGGCUCACCAGAGCAGCUUCGUCACAUUGGCCACGUGACCCGGAAGUGUCUCCAGACAGUGCUGGCCCCUGGCCUCUUAAGUGAGAUGGGCGCACAACCCUAGAGUCAGACACGACUGGCCUGUACGGGCAGGGGUACCUUUACCUUUAAUAGGUCCAUACACAACACAAAACACUGUUGCUGUAUGUAGGUGUUAUUUUAUCUUGUAUUUUGGAAAUGUACAUCCAGGUUUUGGUUUUUUUUGGUCUUUUUGGGGCCCCCCAAGAGAGUGGAGCCCUAAGCUAUAGCUCGGUAUAUCAUAUACUGAUAUAUCACAAUGUCUGAAAUAAGGAUGGAGCUAUGUAGAGGCAUUGGCUGACUUCACAGUUUCCCCCGCAUUGUGAUUUUUGCAUAGCAAACACACACACACACACACACACACACACACACACACAAUUCUCAAUAUAUGGCCCGGGCAAAAUUUUUGAAACCAAUCUCACAAUAUGGAAUUCAAACCGGUUUUGGACGAUAUAUCAACAUAUCACCCAGCCUUAAGCUAGACCCUCAUCUAACCAACUUUCAAAAACUAAAUACAGUCAUACCUUAGGUUAAAGUCGCUUCAGGUUGAACGGUUGCAUCCCACGGUGACCCAGAAGUAACGGAACAGGUUACUUCCGGGUUUCACCACUCACGCAUGCGCACUCAGAAUGACGUCACACGCAUGCGCAGACGCGGCAAAUCGCGACCUGCAUAUGCGCUGACGCAGGUUGCGUUCUGCUCAUGAUGCGAACGGGGCUCCGGAACAGAUCCCAUUUGCAUCCAGAGGUACCACUGUACAAAGAGUUGUCAUUCUAUAGUCUCCAACUGCCCUGAAAAUGUCGGGGCCGUUGGGAAACCCUUAAGCCACUGCAGCUUCUCACUAUGCAACGCAGAGUCCCGAUUUCUGAAAGCAGGGAAGAGCAGGAGCAGGGAGAGAGGAGACAGUGACCCAGCCUCGCAUGUUGACGCAGUGGGACCUGUGGGGAGGGGAGGAGAGGGGUCCGGGUGCCAACCUCUGCUGCCUCCUCAGCUCUGCCAGACGGUACCAACUCAACGCAUCCACUCAAUGGUGAUGGCGGCAGCAGGAGCGGCCUGGGGGGGCUGCCUUGUUCACUGGGGCCUUUUGGAGGUCACAUCUGCCAACCAUAGAGACUACGUUGCUGGCACAGAAGGGCUGCCUUGUAAACAUCUGGCACAGGUGCCUCCUCUGACGCCCAAGGCGGGUUGAUGGAAACCUCACAAUUUUACCACAUGUAACCAAGAUAUUUUGCUGGCACUGUAUUGUUGCACACUCCUCUUGGUAACAGCUGUUGGGGCAACUCUGCCAGCUCUACCCUUUCCCCAUAUUCCAUGGGCAGUGUGCCUAUAUAUGGGGCACGAGGUUGGGGGGCGCCCACCCACACCAAAGUAGAACAGAAUGCCUCCAUUUUCUUCUGAGGAAUGUCUCAGGUUGUCUCAGGAGGUUGUCUCAGGACCGAAAAACGUGUGGCAUUGAGUAGAUCGCUGCCUUGGAUGUACAGAGAAGACAAUUGCAUCGUUUCCUUAAGAGAAAAAUGGUCUAAUUUAGUGCAAGGCAGAUUCCUGUGUUCAUUCUUCUGCUCUUCAAUCUGUAUUUUUACUCUACUCCCACCUUUUCCUUCCUGCAAAGGCUGAAUGGCUCCUACGAGGGUAUAAGUCUGGGAAUGAUGAAUGAAGCCUUUGUGGACUUCACUGGCGGAGUUGGGACCAUCUUUCUGCUAAAAACACCUAACCCAGAGCUUUUCAAGAUCAUUCGAGAGGCGCUGAAGAGGCGCUCUAUGAUGGGAGCGAGCAUUAUGGUAGGUGCAGGGGGGCACUCAUUUAACGGGCUGCAGUGCUUAGUGUCAUCGGCACACCCAUCUCCCCAAAUCCCUGGCAAUAUCUUCUCAGCGGCUUGAGUGGCGAAACCAAGCUGUGGGUCAGCUGAGACCCCCAAACCUCUAUUGAGCCAGACUGAGCACCCGAUACUAGCUCUCAGUCUUGACUGGUGAAAGUUCAGGUCCAAAAACAUCGGGAGUGGGGACUGAAAGUUUUAAAUACAGUCGUACCUUGGUUUCCAGACAGCUUAGUUCUUGAAUGUUUUGGCUCCCGAAUGCCGCAAACCCGGAAGUGAGUGUUUUGGUUUGCGAACUAUUUUUGGAAGCCGAACGUCCGACAGGGCUUCCACGGCUUCCGAUUGGCUGCAGGAGCUUCCUUAGAUCCAAGCAGGCAUAAAAUAUUGCUCUCUAAUGCCAUGUUCCCUCUUGGUUUCCUUCAAUGUCACAUCUCUCCUAACCUCUCUGCUCUAACCUCUGGCUUUAUCUGUUGAGGGAGCCCCCCCCCCCCAGUCCUUUAAUCCUUUGUUCUCUUAAUGGCCUGUCACCCUGCAGUCUAGCCUUUUAACACUUGCUGAAUCCAGGAGUUCGAAGCAUCUAGCACUCAGCCGAACACCCCAAGCCUUCAUUAAAUUCUAACUCUUACCGGAUCCAGGAGUCUGGCACCCACAAACUCGUAACUCUAGGGAAAGACCUGCUGGAUCAGGCCGAAGGGGAUCUAGUCCGGCAUCCUGUUCUCACAGUGACCUACCAGAUGCUUAUGGGAUACUUUCAAGCAGGACCCGAGUGCCACAACCUUUUCCUCACUUGUGAAUCUUACCAACUGGUAUUCAGAGACACAUUCAAGGCUAUUGACAAAUUGGGGGUGGGGGGGUGGGAAGGAGUUAGUCACCCAAUUGUUCUGGGUGAUGGUGUGGGUCUGACUGUGCUGUCCAUCCUGAUUUUCUUCAGGCUAGUGGUCCUGAGGAGACUGAACUAGAAACCCCAGAGAAAUUGCUGAAAGGACAUGCCUAUUCCAUCACUGGAUUCCGCAAGGUAUGUCUUGGCAGAUUCCAGAUCAGCCUCUUCCAGGGGCAUUGAAGGCUAAAGGCUGAGAUAUUUUGUACCAGUGUGGAUCGCCUCCCUCCUUUCUCCUUUCCCGCUGCUGCUGCUGUUGUUGUUAGAAGAGCUUUUCUUACAGGGCAGCUUUUCAUUUCAUAAUUGGCCUAAAUUUAUAUCUAUCUAUCUAUCUGGGACGCAGGUGGCGCUGUGGGUUAAACCACAGAGCCUAGGACUUGCCGAUCAGAAGGUCGGCGGUUCGUAUCCCCGCGAUGGGGUGAGCUCCCUUUGCUCCUGCCAGCCUAGCAGUUCAAAAGCACGUCAAAGUGCAAGUAGAUAAAUAGGUACCGCUCUGGCGGGAAGGUAAACAGUGUUUCUGUGCGCUGCUCUGGUUCGCCAGAAGCGGCUUAGUCAUGCUGGCCACAUGACCCAGAAGCUGUACGCCAGCUCUCUUGGCCAGUAAAGCGAGAUGAGCGCCGCAACCCCAGAGUCAUCUGCAACUGAACCUAAUGGUCAGGGGGUACCUUUACCUUUACCUUUACCUCUAUCUAUCUAUCUAUCUAUCUCUCUGAAUUGGCAUGGGCCAAUGGACAUCCAGUGUGGCAAAGUGGUUAGAGUACCUGACUAGGGUCUGGAAGACCUGGGUUCAAGUCUCUACCCAGCCAUGAAGCUUGCUGGGCAAACUUAGGCCAGUCCCUGCCGAUCAUUUUUAACCUACCUCGCAGGCUUGUUGUGAGGAUUGUAAAAGGGGAGGAGACGAACGACCUACACUGCCUUGAGCUUCCUGGAGAAAAAGCAGGAUACGAAUGCAAUAGCAAAAUGUGCAAACUGCGUGUAAAUUUGUGUCCCAUGCCUCAGUUCUUUUAAGCACCUGGCAGUGCCCCCUGGUCUUUAACUCCUUUUGGGGUCUCUGCGUAAAAAAUGUCCCUGCUGGCUGUUCUCUGCUAUAAAACAGGGACCACCUGCUAUUUAUUUUGCUCAUUCUUAGGUCCAUGUGGGGGGCCAGAAGGUGAAGCUGUUGCGGUUACGGAAUCCAUGGGGCAGGGUCGAGUGGAACGGCAGCUGGAGCGACACGUGAGUUUGCCUGGAGGCUCUUGGGGGCAGGAUGAGAGGCAGAAGGCACAAUACCAGGAGAGGCAUUCUGAGCAAGCGAUCACGUUAUACUGCCUUGCAAAAUUUGGGGGUACCUGAGAUGAUGGAUAUAUGUGGGUAUCUUGAUAGCUAGCUGUGUGAUCCUCUUGAGUUUCAUGUCCACAGCCUCCAUUUCCAGGGCAAGCCCCGUACUCAUUUCACGUCCCAGAGUGUUUUAAUGUUGAAAAGGCUUAAGCAGGUCCACAAUGGGAGUCAGGAACUUAGUGUGACUGGCCCUCUUCCAGCAAAGAUUUGGCAAUUGUCCUCACCUUUUCACUUUCAGGUGUCCCUUCAAGACCUUUUCAUCCCCCCCCCAUCCUGGUAAUGACAGCUUACCCCUCACAAAGCUGCAGUUCCCAGAAUCCUCAGCACUUCCCAGGAAUCAUUGGGGGAAGCCACAUGCUUUGGAUGUGUGUUAAAUGUGCUUUUAAAUUGCACAGCGUGGACGGUGGCCACCUUCGCUAACCAGGGACGUAUCUACACUCACGGUUUAUAACGCAAAGAAAGGGUUAAAGAAUGGUUUUCAAAACGCAGAGUGAAAAACGACGCGUUGCUCUUAACGUUCUUAAAUUGUUAUUAAAAUGUGACACCAGAGGGCGCUGUAGAGAAACCAGCAGAGUUUGGGGCGGGGCGGGGGGGGGAACGAUAAGGUAAGAAAAACAUUUUAAUUUGAAAGUAUUACCUGUGACGUUUUAGAACAAUAUAUAUAAUAUCGUUUCUAUAACGUUAAACAGCUCAGUGUAGAUCCAGCCCAACUUUUGCCUAAGAAACUCUCCACCGUAGUAUGUUUGUGAAUGCCCAUGUUUUUCUGCCCUAGCUCACCACUUUGGAGCUAUGUGGAUCCUGGACUCCGGGAGCAGCUGCAUGUGAAACAAGAAGAUGGGGAAUUUUGGUAAGAAACAGAGCCCCAGAUCUUAACUCUUUUUUUGCGGGGUGGAGUUCUGCAAGGAAGUGUCUAAAAGCGUUAAAAGCUCGUGUUGAGGUUCUGCCCAAAUAGGCAGGCAAACACCCUCACCCCCAACCAGUGCUUUCCCCCAAGAAAAAUAGGUGCCGGAACUCACCAUGCAGUUGUUACAGUAAGUCACCGGGUGACUCCGGGCAGCCCUGAACUGAUUCCAGUUUGACACCAGCCGCGUGCACUGCCUGUAGAGGUGCUAAAAACUAUGGCAAGCUGUCUCCCUAGAGUCAGGAGUGCGUGCAGGAGCCAGGCCCUGUGACCAGUAGGACUUUGCAGGACUGGGGCCUUCUUAAGUUUGUUCUGAAGAGGCAAGGCACGGCCGCACAGGUGAGGCCAAUUGGUAACUCACAGCACCUGGUGGCAAGAGCCUAGAAAAGAUAUAAGGUCAGCAUUUCCCUUCAGCUCUUUGCCACAGCAACACUUUCCCUGCCUUUCUGCGUUUGGCUCCUUGCUUCAUAAUCCUCAGACCCUUGACUUCGUGACUCCUUGCUCCCUGACCCUUGGACUCUUGGCUUCCUGACUCCCGGCUUCUGGACGCCCGUUCCUGCUCCCACCCCACCAUUUUGCCCCUUGUCCCGACGUCCCCAGCCGGGACUUCAAACACCCGUGAACCGGACCGUGACACCUAGCUGGUUUGGGGGUCGCCCCCGGUUCUGCUACAGGUGAAAUAAAUGUGCCACCACCUCCCGCAUCCUCCUAGGUUCAGGUGAAUGGAUGGCUAGGGCAGUUCGGAAGGGCCCUGGCACAAAUGCACAUGCGUACAACAGUAGAGGUCUCGCUGGAGAGCUUGAAGCCUGUCACUGCUGUGUUGGAGACAGAUUGAAGGAAAGGAAAUACGUAGCAUGACCAGUCGCAGCAACGAGCUAGGUGGAGUCGUAACUCUAAAAAAAAGUAGAGUCGCACCCACUGGCCAACUCUGGUUUUGCCCCAAAAUGUUCGUUUUUGGCUUCUCCGAAGUACGUAAAGGCAAGAAGCGGACAGGGGAAACACACCGUCCUGAGAGGUGCCGGGACUGCGCUCUGGCUGAAAAAAAGCACCACCCCAAUGAACUGACAGCAGCAUUUGUGGGACCACUAUAGUCAGAGAACAGUCAGGGUUAACCCUUGCCCCCAGUAUUUUGUUGUAGUUGUUUAGUUGUGUCCGACUCUUCGUGACCCCCUGGACCAGAGCACUUCUGUCUUCCACUGCCUCCCGCAGUUUGGUCAAACUCAUGCUGGUAGCUUCGAGAACACUGUCCCACCAUCUCGUCCUCUGUUGUCCUCUUCUCCUUGUGCCCUCCAUCUUUCCCAACAUCAGGGUCUUUUCAGGAGUCUUCUCUUCUCAUGAGGUGGCCAAAGUAUUAGAGCCUCAGCUUCAGGAUCUGUCCUUCCAGUGAGCACUCAGGGCUGAUUUCCUUCAGAAUGGAGAGGUUUGAUCUUCUUGCAGUCCAUGGGACUCUCAAGAGUCUCCUCCAGCACCAGAAUUCAAAAGCAUCCAUUCUUCGGCGACCAGCCUUCUUUGUGGUCCAGCUCUCACUUCCAUACAUCACUACUGGGAAAACCAUGGUGUUGCAUACUUCCCCCCAUUUUGCUCUCUCUCUCUAGGAUGCAACUGUCUGACUUCGUACAUCAUUUCGAUAUCUUGGAGAUCUGCCACUUCCGCACUGAUGGGCUAGAAGGGGAGAGUUCCCCCUCUGGCUGGUACGGCGGCGACUGCUUCCAAGGGAGCUGGGUCAAAGGUCACACUGCGGGUGGACACCGGACCUUCAACCCCUGGGGUAAUCCUUGGAGUUUGGGACAGGGGAGUAGACAGAAGUGGCACUAGCAGGGCUGAGCUGGGAGCAGAUUAAUUGGGCAUGGUGCCAGGUCUGUGGCCUUUCAGAGGUUGAGGGACUGCAACUCCCAUCAUCCGCCCAUGACUCGGCUUUGCUGGCUAGGAACGAUGAGUGUGGGAGUUGGGCAACAUCUAGAGGGCCACAGAUUUCCCUCGCCCCGAGCAGAUGCCACAAAGGCGAGGUGGGGGAGACCUAUGGCCUUUGGGACAUUGCAGAAAAUGCAAGCAGAUAAUGAGGCAAGGAGUGUUGUGGGAACACGGCAUGCUUGUGUGGACAUGGUGGUGUGCUACUCGUGGUAAGAUUAAAAGUGAGUACAGUCAUACCUUGGGUUACAGCCGCUUCAGGUUGUGUUUUUUUGGGUCGCGGACCGCUGAAACCCGGAAGUACCGGAAUGGGUUACUUCCUGGUUUCGACGGUUGUGCACGCACAGAAGAGCUAAAUCACAUUGUGCAUGCGCAGAAGCGCCGUAUCACAACCCAUGUGUGCGCAGAUGCGGGUUGCGAAUGCUGGGGGUUGUGAACGUGCAUCCCGCACGGAUCACGUUUGCAACCCAAGCGUCCACUGUAGCUGAUUCAAUAAAUGCAUGUUAUAUUCUGAUAAGUGGAAAUGUCUUGUGGUUCCUAGCCCAAAAUUGCAGUAAUAUUGAGGGUGAGAGCCAAGAUCUCAAGAGGUGUGGAUGAGCUCUGAAUGUUUCUUAAAACAUUUUGAAUUACUACUACUGCUACUAUUAGUAGUAGUAGUAGUAGUGGUAGUAGUACCCUGCCCAGCCACUCUGAGCAGCUUCCAAUAACUAUAAAAGCAUCAUAAAACAAAAUCUUCCCUAUGCAGGUCUGCCUUCAGAUGUCUUCUAAAAGUGGUAUAGUUAUUUAUCUCCUUGACAUCUGAUGGGGGCGCGUUCCACAGGGUGAAGCGAUAGCACCACCUGCCGGCAGUUAAAAGUGCACACCUGGUGCACUUCAAUGCUGUUCAUGGAGCCGCAAAGCACUUUCAGCAGGUGAUCUCCUGGUGAGGUGUGGAAGAAACUAAGUCGCUGCUGGAGGGCCCUCAAAGUAGCGUAGUAAUGUUUGAGGAGUGGCAAUUUCACUGUAAGAAGUUUCCCAAACAAUUUCUCCCACAACCCUAGGCCCCAAACAUGCCCAAAUAUCUGAGUUAUCUGAGUGGCUUUAGACUCGUUUUCCUCGCUGUGCAGACACCUUUUGGAUGAACCCCCAGUUCCACCUUUCACUGCUGGAGCCAGACGAGAAGCAAAGGAAAAAACAGAACCAACUCCCUCAUCCCUCCUGCUCCCUCCUUGUCUCCUUGACGCAGAAGGACCGUCGCAGGAGCAAUAAGGGCUUCCUUUGCAUAGGCUAUGACAUCUUUCAGGUGAGCGCAUCAGGCUGACUGGAUCAAAUAUUGUGUCUGGUGUCAAGAUUUGCCAGAAGACCCACCUGGGGAUGAAGUAAAAGUAAUCGGUAGCUUAGGCAGGGGCUGCCCAUCCCAUUCUGCCGCCUGAGGCGAAAUGGGAAGGUGCUGCCUGCCCACCCCUAAGCGCCGCCGAAGCCUCACUUGCCAGGGAUGUGUGGCUUCAGCUUCUGCUGAUAUCGUGCAGAGGCCUGAUGUGAUUUUCCUGAGACCCCAGGAACCGAGGCGCUCAGCUAUUGCAGCUGCUUCUCCUUGCUUCUGAGGUGACGUCCCUUGGAUUUCACUGCCUGAGCAGCCUGCCUCAUGAAUGGGCCGGCCCUGAGCUUGGUGGUAGUCUGCUUCUAGAGCAUCAGUUUGCAUACAGAAAGUCCUAUGUUCAGUCCUUGACUUCUCCAGGCAGGGCUGAGAAUUCCCUGUGUGAAACUCUGGAGAGCUGCUGCCAGCCAGUGUUGACAAUACUGGGAUAGAUGGACUCAUGGUCUGACCUGGUACAAGGCAGCUUCCUAUGUCCUUCCUCUCCAUGUAAUCUGCUAAUAAGCCCCCUCUUCCACUCCACCGCCCCGCCCCCCCAGCUGUGAUCUGUCUGCUAUGUUAGUAAUAUCAUAGCUUAUCAAUUGCCUUUUCUGCCGUUCUGUGGAUUGACUCUCUCAGGGCAACUUGUGAUUAAACACAUUGACAGUUACAAUCCAAAAAUGAAAUGGCGGGGAGGUAGGGGUGUGUGUGUGUGUGUGUGUGUCUUUUAGAGAAGGAUCAGCAGCAACUGAUACUAAGUAAAGCAACUACAAUCAAGGUUGCAAUCCUAUAAUCCUAUACACACCAGGAGUGCCUACCUUUUUUGGGGGUCAAGACCCCUGUUCAUCCCAUGCCAUCUGUCCAGGCACCAGUGGUGGGUGUGGUUACCCCACACUCCGGCUGGAUCUAUACAGAUUUAAAAAACGCUAUAGAAAAAUAUGCUAUCAAAAGCUCUCUUUUUUUUUAUAAGAUAUUUAUUAGGAUUUUUAAAAUAUUACAAUAAAAAAUGAAAAAGAAAAAGAAAAUACAAAAAAAAAAUGAUUAAAAACCACUCAAUUUUUCCAUUGCUUAUUUUUCCUUAGCUUGUUUCCCAGACCUCCUCAUACCUCCCUUUUUUGUAUUCCAGUUCAGUUUGUUGGUUCAGCAAAUCCUUACCCUCUUUAUUUAUCCUAAUCUUUGAUCUUAAAAUAGUAACGUUAGAUUUUUACCUCUUAACAACCCAUUUUUCAUAUUCCCUUAAAGCAUUACAGCUGAAAACCACUUAAUUUCUAUCCAACAUCAUUCUAACAUUCAUGAAUUUUACAAUAUUUCUGUAGAUAAUCUUUGAACUUAUGCUAUCAAAAGCUCUUAAUGGAAAAUCCCUUUGGCGACAGAUCACUACUCUACAGCACCACCUGGUGCCACGUGUUUAUAAUGCAGUUAUAACGAUAUAAUUGACGAGUGUAGCUGAGUCCUCUCUCUCACACACAUACAGGGCAAACAUCACACACAAGCUGUCACUCUUCAAAUGGCCAAUAUGAUGACCCCAGAGGUAGCAGUUUGCAUCCCUACCUGGGCACUGGGCUUGUAGGGCAUACAGGGUGUUUAAACCUCUCCAGCCAUCCCAAUUCCAUGUCAGUCUGUUGUUGUCACCACCAUUGGAGGUGGGGCUGUUGGGGAAUAUAAAAAUGCAUUUGAUUUCCUGGUUGCAGCUUCAUGACCCUCCUAUAAAUUUUCCUCCUCUCUUUCUUUUCUUGCAGAUGUCCGAAGAGGUAAUAAUCCAAGUGGUUUGUACUGUCUUGAAGGGGUCUCUCUCUCUCUCUUUGCAUAAUUGCUUCACCCAGAAGUUAAGGAACGGGCUAAGAUAGGAAAGCUACAGCCCAUUUGGAAAUGAUUUUUGAAAGGGAGGUUGACACAGUGCAAGUGUGCCAGCAGGAGUGCUGGGCUGACUCCAUCAGCGUGUUUGCACUGUGCUGACCUCUCUACUGCCUGGGUAAGCAACAGUGACCCACCUGCUAGGAAGGGAGCAGCGUGGUUCUGACCCAGCCGCAGUGCUUUUAUCGGGGGGGAUGCAGGGGUACGCAUACCCCUAAACAUUUUGUGAAUCUAAGUUUGGCCUCAUUGAGGAGCAGUAUUUCAAUAUGAGUAGGAAAAUUAGAGUACCCCUAAACAUUUUUUUAAUAAAAAAAGCACUGCCCAGCCUUAUAAGCCACUUCUGUUCAUGUACCUCCUCAGUGUUAUGUGAACAAAAAUGAAGUCUGCCAAGCUGCUACAGCAGGCCGGUUGAGGGGCAUUCAUGAGGGACUGAAAAAUAAUAAUAAUAAUAAUAAUAAUAAUAAUAAUAAUAAUAAUAAUAAUUUUAUUUAUUGAAUUUAUAUACCACCCUACACCCAGACAUCUCAGGGCCGUUCACAGAAUAAAAUCAAGAUAUAAAACCACAAAAUACAUAAUAAAAAUAAAAAUGACAACCCAAUAAAGGUAAAGGGACCCCUGACCAUUAGGUUCAGUUGCAGAUGACUCUGGGGUUGCGGCGCUCAUCUCGCUUGACUGGCUGAGGGAGCCGGCGUACAGCUUCCGGGUCAUGUGGCCAGCAGGACUAAGCCACUUCUGGCGAACCAGAGCAGCGCACGGAAACGCGGUUUACCCUCCCGCCGGAGUGGUACCUAUUUAUCUACUUGCACUUUGACGUGCUUUCAAACUGCCAGGUUGGCAGGAGCAGGGACCGAGCAACGGGAGCUUACCCCGUUGCGGGGAUUCGAACUGCCGACCUUCUGAUCAGCAAGUCCUAGGCUCUGUGGUAACCCCACCCAAAAAAAACCACAUUUUCAAAGGGCAUAGGAUGUAAAUCAAAUCAACCAAAGGCCUGGUUGAAAAGGAACGUUUUUGCCUGGCGCCUAAAGGUGUAUAAUGAAGGCGCCAGGUGAACUUCCCUGGGGAGAGCAUCCCACAGAGAGGGAGCCACUGCAGAGAAGGCCCCGUUCUCGAGUUACCACCCUCCAGACCUCUCAAGGAGGAGGCACACGAAGGAGGGCCUCAGAAGAUGAUCUCUGAGUCCAAGUAGGUUCAUUUGAAUGGGAGGCUCUGGAGACUUUUCCCCCACAACAGCCUGUUCAGAACAGUGACAGUGUACUCUAGAAAUGGCCUGGGAAACUGCUGCUCCUCCCACGGAGAAAAGCCUUGUUGACUUUCUUCCUCCAGUAUCUACAGCUGAAGAGCACAGCUCAAAGAAAACAGCUGCUCCCCAAACUCAAACAAGUUUGGCCGACUGCCUACGGGUAUUUAAGAGACAUCACUGAAUAUAUCCGGUUGCCCCCCGGAGAUUACCUGAUCGUCACCAGCCUUCAAAACCCUCUGGCUGAGGCUGAAUUCACCAUCCGCGUCUUCACGGAGAAGAAACAUCGGUUCCGGUGAGUUCUGAUGCCCCAGAGGGUCUAAGCCUCAAGGCUUCUGUGCCAGCCUUGUACCUUCUGCCUGUCCCCACUGUUUUUUUUAAGAACUUGAUUUUUAUGUUUAAAAGUCAGCCUCAGUCGGUACCCUAUUUUUCGCUCCAUAAGGUGCACCAGACCGUAAGGCACACCUAGUUUUUAGAGGGGGAAAUCAAGAAAAAAAAUCCUAGUCUCUGUCCGCUUCUCCCAGAGCUUCUGGGGCUGCCAGGGGAAGCCCGGGUUUCCACCCCCCCAGCCCCAAAGAGCAAAGAAGCCAAGUCAGCGAGUGGGAUCCAGCCCACUCACUGUCUUGGCUUCCUCUUUAGCUGUGCGCAACCUCCCCAGCUGAGAGAGGCUGCACGCGGUUAAAGAAGCCAUAGCCAGGCACAGCCUCUCCCGCCGGCGGGGGUGUGCGCGGCUAUGGCAAUAACCCCACCUCCCGCAAAAGCCCACAGGAGCCGCGCACCCUUUAAGGAGCACGCGGCUCCUGCGGGCUUUUCUACGAGGAGGGAGAAGGCACUGACUGGCCAUGUCAGUCCCUUCUCCCUCCUGGGGGAAAACCCGCAAGAGCCGCGUGGAGCUUGUGUGCAGCUCUUGGGGGCUUUUCCUGCCUGCCUGCCCCCCUGCAUUCGCUCCAUAAGACGCACACACAUUUCCCCUUACUUUUUAGGAGGGAAAAAGUGUCUCUUAUGGAGCGAAAAAUACGGUAACUAUGGGUGGUAUUCAGUUCUAGAGUAGACCCAUCAGCAUUCCUAGACAUGACUAACUUAGGGUUCAUCCACAUUUCUGCUUUGCCCCAAUCUAUUGUUGUAGAUUUUUCUGGUGGGGGAUGACGACCCCUAAACCAUACUAAUUAAUAAAUGGUAGGAUUUUGAUUUUUUUGGAUCUGAAGGGAGAAAUACAAGAAGUGGAGGAUUGGGGGUGAUGCUCGUACCUGCACGUUUAGGCACUCCUAGAUGAUGUUAUGUUGUCUUCUAGGGAAAUUGGCGAAGAAGUCAGCGCAGAUGAUAAAGCACUACAGGUAACAGCUUAUUCUCUAUGGCAGUGCUUGAGGAAGAUCGGGUGAAUUUGUUUGUUGGCCUGGAUUUGGCAUCCUCAGAAUUUCAGCUUUCUUAAAACAUGAGGCCAGAUUCUAGCUCUCAAACCGCAGACACAGCUGCAGUGCCUGAUAGAAUACAGUGGUGCCUCAGGUUACAUACGCUUCAGGCUACAGACGCUUCAGGUUACAGACUCCGCUAACCCAGAAAUAGUGCUUCAGGUUAAGAACUUUGCUUCAGGAUAAGGACAGAAAUCGGGCUCCGGCGGCGCAGCAGCAGCAGGAGGCCCCAUUAGCUAAAGUGGUGCUUCAAGUUAAGAACAGUUUCAGGUUAAGAACAGACCUCCAGAACGAAUUAAGUACUUAACCCGAGGUACCACUGUAUUGCAAACCAGAAGGCAGUUGAGCAGGUGCAAAAUGGUUAGGGGCACGAAAUUCCAGCGCCUGGUGUUGCCUCAGUACGGUUGUGCGCUUCAGUCGCUGGGCUCCGUUAAAAGCAGCUUUUCCAUGCAAACCAGGAAGUGACCUCUCCAGACAACAGAACGGCUCUUCUUUUCUUAUAUCUGUGACUGUGAUCUUCUGCGUGAAGCAAAUGCUGUUAGGCCAGGCAUGUCCAAAAUUGUUUCCCUGGAUUAAACGUCAAUCCUAAAAAAAGCUCAACAAACUUUGAGCUCAACAACCUUGGUCGGCCCCCAUGCAUGUUCACUUCCUCAAAUCAGGCCUUCUUUGAAAAAAGUUUGGGCACCCCUUCAUUAGGCAGUUGAAUGGGCAUGUGUACUGUGUCCAUUUCCCUCCAUCCCACUCCCUCCACACAGCCCCGGGGGCUGGCAACCCACGCUAUGCCACUGCCCAUUUGUGCCCUGAGUCAAUCAGUUCGGUUCUCCUUCCCCCAGACCUUCAAAAAAUUGUUAAUGUGUUGUUCUGAGAGCCAGUCACUCAGUACACUGCACAGCCAACUUAUCCUAGAAACAGGGGGAACUCGUUGCUCCCCUGGCUUGAUUUGCUUUCAAUAUGUGUAUACUUGUCCUGAAAUCGAUGACUGUGGAUCCAACAGCAAGCUUGUCCCUCAAAGAAUGUACAUCUUUCUCGCGACCUUCUUGCUUUCCAGAUAAUAUCGCCCAGGAUUGAAUUCGACCAGGUGCUUGAGAAAACUUUCCUGGAGUGGGCAGGCCAGGUAAGGGAGUGUAAGAACAUUGGUCAGCACAGCCCUUACCUGCUUGUGUUGUUUUGCAAUUGGUUGAUUGUCUGGCUUAUUUAAAUAAAUUUAAAUAUUAAAUUUUUAAAAAUAAAUUUAAAUAUUGCAAACUACUCACCAUCAGUGAAGAGUCCUUUUUUAGAAUCACUGAGAAAGCAGAGAGACUACAACAAAGGGAUGUCAGAGAAUUCCAGUGAAUGGAGAAAUGGAAGAAGAAAUUGCUGAUUCACACAUACUUGCCCCGUGUUUAGAAGGGAAAUUGAUCCAGUGAAUAAAUCAGUAUUCGCUGUUGUAGAUUUCAAUCUGCAAAUGAUACCUAACUGAGCACACGCAUAGUCUGUUUGCAUUGUGUUGUGAACGAGCAGAAUAGUGUAAUGACAUAAUUUAUGUACCAUAUUUUUCGCCCUAUAGGACACACUUUUUCCCCUCCAAAAAUUAAGGGGAAAUGUGUGAGUGUCCUAUGGAGUGAAUGCAGGCUCCUUGGCUUCAGCGAAAGCAACGCAAAGCCUCCGAAGUGCAGAGGGAGCGAGGGGGAUAUUUUUUUCUUUUUGUUCUCCCCCUCUAAAACCAGGUGCGUCCUAUGGUCGGGUGCGUUCUACAGAGCGAAAAAUACAGUAAUUAAUUGCAUAAGCUAGGUAUUUUUGCCACAGCAGAAAGUAGGAUGAACAAUGUAGUUUUGGGCAGAGAAUGAACUGCAGUGGGAAGGAAACAGUGCUGAAUGCAACAAAUACAGGGCAGCGGCAGAGGGAAACAGGGCAGACAACCGUGGGACCCUGGUUGAUGUCCUGAGUAGGAGAGAAAGAGCCAGGGGCCCUGGGAAUAGAAGUGGAGGAGGAACUGAGGGUGCUUGGCAGGCCCACAAUGACCCCCACAGACCACCUCAAACAAACAGUGAUUAUAAAAAUGUACCGUAUUUUUUGCUCUAUAAGACGCACCAGACCACAAGACGCACCUAGUUUUUGGAGUAGGAAAACAAGAAAAAAAAUAUUCUGAAUCUCAGAAGCCAGAACAGCAAGAGGGAUCGCUGCACAGUGAAAGCAGCGAUCCCUCUUGCUGUUCUGGCUUCUGGGAUAGCUGCGCAGCCUGCAUUCGCUCCAUAAGAUGCACACACAUUUCCCCUUACUUUUUAGAAGGGAAAAAGUGAGUCUUAUAGAGCAAAAAAUACGGUAUAUAUUGGGGAAAUGCACAUACAAUGCAUUAAUCAGUGAAAAUAACGUACAAAAUUGCAUUAUAUUAGGGGAAAUGGUUUGCAAAAAUGUGCAUGUUAAUCAAAAACUGCAUAUAGCAAUGUGUAGGAUAAAUUAACACUGAAAUGCUGACAAAUUUUCAUGAGGAUUUAAAGUACGUUUCCAAGCAUAAUUCAAAGUGUUGGAGCUGACCUUUAAAGCCCUAAACAGCCUCGGUCCUGUAUACCUGAAGGAGCGUCUCCACCUCCAUCAUUCUGCCCGGAUACUGAGGUCCAGCUCUGAGGGCCUUCUGGCCGGUUCCCUCACUGCGAGAAGUGAGGUUACAGGGAACCAGGCAGAGGGCCUUCUUGGUAGUGGUGCCCGCCCUGUGAAACGCCCUCCCACCAGAUGUCAAAGAGAAAAAUAACUACUGUACCAAACCUUUAGAAGACAUCUGAAGGCAGCCCUGUUUAGGGAAGCUUUUAAUGUUUAAUAGGUUAUUGUAUUUUAGUCUUCUGUUGGAAGCCAACCAGAGUGGCUGGGGAAACCCAGCCAGAUGGGUGGGGUAUAAAUAAAUUAUAUUAUUAUUAUUAUUAUUAUUAUUAUUAUUAUUAUUAUUAUUAUUAUAGGAAACCCCUCAAAUUGCCAUAGAAAUGGGGUGGGGUGGGGUUUGAUUUAAGAUUAGAAAAUUGAGAAGCUUAGAGAACCAAAAUCGGCAGAUUCCAUCAUUCCUGAUCACUGGCCAUGUUAGCUGCAGUUGACAGGAGCUGGAGUUCUCCAAUAUCUGGAGGGCCAGAGGUUCCCAGCUCCUGCUUUUCACAGAGCAUUAGCCCUGAGCCUGACUGGCAUGGAGAAGAAGGUGGUGCCCAUUACAUUAUGUGACUUUUCUUGGAUUUUUAUUUGGCUGAUUCAGGACCAGCAAAUGGGCGCUGCUGAACUCCGGGGCAUUCUGAAUCAGGUCAUGAAGACCACUUGUGAGUAUCCAACACGGUUGCCUCCCCCAUCGUCUACAUUCUUCCACCUCUUCCCUUUCUUCUAGUUCGUUCCCAUCUUCUCUUUCCUAGAAUUUAAAAUCUGGAAAUAACUUGAAACUUAUUUCCCUCCCUCCCACCUACGCUUCCGUGUGGCUCCGGGAGCUGGCAACCCGUGCUAUACCACUGUUCCAGACUGUCCACUUUUCUGUGAAUGGGAUUCAGCUGCAUGCAAGCAAAUUUGGGUUUGGCAACUGAAGUGGAUUUGCCACUUUUGUGCAACUUCCCAAACAAACAUUUUUAGCAGUAGGGAAAGUGAUGGGAAAGUGGCACUGGAAAAGGUGGUAACAUUUCUUGGCCUCCUCAGCCAUUUUCUUGGUUGUGCUUUAGCCUUUUGCCCCUCUCCUCUCCCGGAAUUACUUUAACCCCCUCCCUAUCCAAAUAGUCCAAAUCACAUUCCCUAUCCAAAUCAAAUUCAAAAUCGAUGCUUUUGAAUUAUGGUGCUGGAGGAGACUCUUGAGAGUCCCAUGGACUGCAAGAAGAUCAAACGCAUCCAUUCUGAAGGAAAUCAGCCCUGAGUGCUCACUGGAAGGACAGAUCCUGAAGCUGAGGCUCCAAUACUUUGGCCACUUCAUGAGAAAAGAAGACUCCCUGGAAAAGACCCUGAUGUUGGGAAAGAUGGAGGGCACAAGGAGAAGGGGAUGGCAGAGGACGAGGUGGUUGGACAGUGUUCUCGAAGAUACAAGGAUGAGUUUGACCAAACUGUGGGAGGCAGUGGAAGACAGGAGUGCCUGGCGUGCUCUGGUCCAGGGGGUCACAAAGAGGCGGACAUGACUAAACGACUAAACAACAACAAUCCAAAUAGUGUUGCCUUAAUUGAGUGGCAGUCAGGAGCAAGAGUACAAUGAGGAGGGACGGAGCAUUUAACCCUUUCUUAGCAGUGCAAAUCAUGCCCACUCCCAGAAUCCCACUGGGGAAAGGAGGACCGUCCACUUGGCUGCAGGGGCUCCAAAGUCAGGGAGCAGAGUUGCUAUUCCACUUCCACCUUAAAGCAGAUUGGUAGUAACUGGGUGCUGCUAAAUUGUACCCAGGGGGACGCGGGUGGCGCUGUGGGUUAAACCACAGAGCCUAGGACUUGCCGAUCAGAAGGUCGGUGGUUCAAAACCCUGCGACGGGGUGAGCUCCCGUUGCUCGGUCCCAGCUCCUGCCAACCUAGCAGUUCGAAAGCACAUCAAAGUGCAAGUAGAUAAAUAGGUACCGCUCCGGCGGGAAGGUAAACGGCAUUUCUGUGCGCUGCUCUGGUUUGCCAGAAGCAGCUUAGUCCUGCUGGCCACAUGACCCGAAAGCUGUACGCCAGCUCCCUCGGCCAAUAAAGCGAGAUGAGCGCCGCAACCCCAGAGUUGGCCACAACUGGACCUAAUGGUCAGGGGUCCCUUUACCUUUACUAAAUUGUUCUUAUCUGGGAGACCUAAUAUCUGAAUCCAUUCCUCUGCCCUUGUUCCUGCAUCAACACUGAGGUCCAGCUCCGAGGGCUUUCCGGCGGUUCCCUCACUGCGCGAAGCCAAGUUACAGGGAACCAGGCAGAGGGCCUUCUCAGUGGUGGCACCCACCCUGUGGAACGCCCUCCCAUCAGAUGUCAAGGAGAUAAACAACCAACAGACUUUUAGAAGACAUCUGAAGGCAGCCCUGUUGUUAAUGUUUGAUAUUUUAUUGUGUUUUUAAUAUUCUGUUGGGAGCCGCCCAGAGUAGCUGGGGAAACCCAGCCAGAUGGGUGGGUUAUAAAUUAUUAUUAUUAUUAUUAUUAUUAUUAUUAUUAACUGCAGUAAUUAUGUGUCCAUCCUCACACCACUUUCUUUUCCAGGGUAUCCGCUGAAAACUGAUGGCUUUUCCAUGGAGCAGUGUGAAAAAAUCACCCAGCAUUUCAGUGUAUCCUUCUCUAGGGAAGUAGAUGGGGCCGGGUAUCAAGGGAAAGGAGUCCGGAUCCAACCCCUAGCACAAGAAAAUAGUGGUCCAUUGAAUGAAAGAGAACCCCAAAUUCUCAUUCUCUCUUCCAUGUAGGGAUGGCAUGAGCAUCCCACAUGGGGAGGAUGUGUGUGUCUCCGAUGGGUCAGGCUACAUUCCAGCUGUGCAAAAGCCGGAGGUCUCUAUGCUCUGCCUAAAACAUGCACUAGCUGCAUCCAAAGCAACAUGGUUUCUUAUGUGUGGUGAGGGGGGCAUGGUGCAGGGAGAAUCUCGAGGGCUGGAGGUCCCCCACCCCUGCAAUAUCCCACUUGCUUUUCCUUAACUCUGUAACAGGGCAGCAAGACAGGCAAGCUGACGCUGAGCGAGGUUAAGCAGUUCUGGACUAAGAUAACAGAAUGGGAGGUGAGGGUAGGGACCAGAUCAGUUGGAUAAAAGUCCACCUCCGAAGAGGUUCCGCAAUACCUGGGCCAGCUCUGUCAGGGUUGACGGGUUCUGGUGUCAAUACAGGCAGAAGAUGUUGAUCUGUUGAGUGGACAAUCAGGAAUCGAUCUUCUUAUUUUUAUCAGAUCUUCGUAUUUUUAUCAGCCCUGGCCAAUCUAAACUGCACCUGGGAAGAGGGAUCAAUCGUUAAACCACUCUGGGAGGGGAAGAAGGGGGAUCUCCCAACCGUUCCCAGCGCCUUUUUAAACUACAGUUCCCGGGAUACUUUGGGAGGAGCUAUGGCUGUUUAUGGGAUGUGGGUGGCACUGUGGGUUAAACCACAGAGCCUAGGGCUUGCUGAUCAGAAGGUCAGCGGUUCGAAUCCCCACGACGGAGUGAGCUCCCGUUGCUCGGUCCCUGCUCCUGCCAACCUAGCAGUUCGAAAGGACGUCAAAGUACAAGUAGAUAAAUAGGUACCGCUCUGGCGGGAGGGUAAAUGGCAUUUCCAUGCGCUGCUCUGGUUCGCCAGAAGCGGCUUAGUCAUGCUGGCCACAUGACCCGGAACCUGUACGCCAGCUCCCUCGGCCAAUAAAGCGAGAUGAGCACCGCAACCCCAGAGUCGGCCACGACUGGACCUAACGGUCAGGGGUCCCUUUACCUUUAUGGCUGUUUAUAGUGAUGUGGUACUGCUUUCAAUGUAUAGUACAGAGGGGGCCUGACUCUCGAACUCAGUAUUUGAUAGCAAGCUGCUAUCCAGCACCGAGUGCCUUCUGGUGGUUCCCUCACUGCGAGAAGCAAAGCUACAGGGAACCAGGCAGAGGGCCUUCUCGGUGGUGGCACCCGCCCUGUGGAACGCCUUCCCAUCAGAUGUCAAAGAGAUAAACAACAACCUGACAUUUAAAGACAUCUGAAGGCAGCCCUGUUUAGGGAAACUUUUAAUGUGUGACAUUUUAAUGUAUUUUUAAUCUUUGUUGGAAGCCGCCCAGAGUGGCUGGGGAAACCCAGCCACAUGGGUGGGGUACAAAUAAUAAAUAAUAAUAACUUCUCCCGAUUCCACUCCACAGAGUAUAUUCAUUGGUUAUGACAUGGACAGGUCUGGCACCAUGAACACCCAUGAAAUGCAGCUAGCACUGGACACUGCAGGUGAAUAGGAGUAGGAAAUAAUGCACGGGAAUAUUGUUCUUUAUUAUGGAGCUGAAUCUGUGAAAAUCCUCUUUGUGGAAUUCACAGGGAUCAUUUAAAAGUCAUUUGGUGUUAGAAAAGGAUCUCCACUUCAAGGCAAUUCCAAAUCUCUCCUCACCCUCACCCACCCCCCUCCUAAAUGCAGAGGUAGUCGUGAGUACUAAGUAACCAGCUUGUUGGAUCCACGCACCCACACUUCUAAAUCCCUAACUAGAAUGGAACUUCGUGGUUCAAAAGUGUGAAAUUCAGACGGGCUGCAAGGAAUGGACAGAGUGAGAUUCUGUUUAUGAUCCUCCUGUGAAGUAUAAUCUGGAUGGGAGUAACCUUACAAAAAGGGACGCGGGUGGCGCUGUGAAUUAAACCACAGAGCCUAGGACUUGCUGAUCAGAAGGUCGGCGGUUCGAAUCCCCGUGACGGGGUGAGCUCCCGUUGCUCGGUCCCUGCUCCUGCAGUUCGAAAGCACGUCAAAGUGCAAGUAGAUAAAUAGGUACCGCUCCGGCGGGAAGGUAAACAACGUUUCCGUGCGCUGCUCUGGUUCGCCAGAAGCGGCUUAGUCCUGCUGGCCACAUGACCCGGAAGCUGUAUGCCGGCUCCCUCGGCCAAUAAAGCGAGAUGAGCGCCGCAACCCCAGAGUCGGUCACGACUGGACCUAAUGCUCAGGGGUCCCUUUACCUUUAACCUUACAAAACGAGGGUUACAUGCAGUUUGAGAUUCCGUGCCCUUACAGAAUGGUGGCAUUUGCUUGCAGAUUCAAUUUCCAGAGAACCUUUGCUGUCACUCACAAAAAGACGGUUUCUUGUCCUCAUGGCUGCUGCAGAAACAGAUGAGUUGCUUGUGGGCAAUUCCUGCAGGAUUUCAAGAGGCAUGGGGUAGCUGAGUAAGAUUUGGAGGGGGUAUCCCAGAGGUGGGCUCUCCAGAUGUUGCUGGACUGCAACUCCCAUCAUCCCUGCUAGAUGGAGCUGAUGGGAGUUGUUAUUGGAGGCCAACAAUAUCUGGAGACUUCCUAUUGGAAGUGUAAUAAAUGACACAAAGCCAAAUGCUCAUUUGCUUACUUUCCAUAUUCCUCCCCCCACCCUCAUUUGUGGAAUUUUGCUCAGGGUUCCACUUAAACACAAAGACAAGAGAGGCUCUCGCAGGAAGGUAUGGCAACUCCUGGCUUCAGAUGGACUUUGACAACUUUGUGUCUCUCAUGGUGCACCUGGAAAGCAUUUUCCGUAAGAGACAACUUCCUCAUUUUAUUAUUGUUAUUGUUCAGUCAUGCUUGCAUCAUUCCCUUCCUCCAAGGAGCUAAGGGGGAUAAGUGCUUUGCUGAAACUGAAAUUAAUGCAGAGAAGUUUCUGGUUCAGCAACUAUUCAAAAUGUGUUUUUGCCGUAUAAUUGUCUGUUCAGAGUGGGACACAUUCAUCUGAGUAAAAAGGCAGUUUAAAAAUGUAACAACAACAACAACAACUGAAGUGAGCUGUAGUCCGUAAAAGCUUAUGCCAUACUGAAAAUGCUAGUCUUUAAGGGGACACAAUACUUUUUAAUGUUUUUUUUUAUUAUAAUAAACUAGCAUGGAUACCCCUCUGGAAAAUAUUUAAUAUGCAUUUUGUGAUACACUGCUGAUAUUUAAAUACAAACUUUUAAGCAGUGUUGAUUAAUGCAGAAAUGGCAAACAACGCACUUGUGUAUGAACGCACGUGAAACUGAGACAGCUUGGAAACUGAGAAAUACAUCCACACAUCUCUAAUCUUGGCAUGACUAUGUUUUUGUUUCUUUUCACCAGGGCAGUGCAAAAGCUGGGAUGCUGAUGACAAGGGACAGAUUUGCAUGACAGAGCAAAAGGUGAGGAAAAGGCAGUUGUCUCUAGACUGUCUCAUGUUCACCCUCCGAACUUGCUUCCCCCCCCCCCCCAGCAUAGAUUACUAAACUCCACUACGCUUUUUGGGGUGGGGGAUGGGAGGGCGGUUGUGUGCAUGCUUUUUUCCGCACUGGGAAGGCGUUGAAUUUGAGAUCAUCAGCAUCAAUUCCUCUAGUAGCAAACUCAAGUGUCGAUGGAAAUGCAGCCACAACAGGGCGAGGGAGGCACCAGCAUGUUCAGAAGGGAGAAGGAGCCCUCAACAACAACGACAACAACUUAUUAUUUAUACCCUGCCCAUCUGACUGGGUUUUCCCAGCCACUCUGGGCGGCUUCCAAUAAAAUAUUAAAAUACAGUAGUCCAUCAAACAUUAAAAGCUUCCCUAAACAGGGCUGCCUUCAAAUGUCUUCAAAAAGUCUGGUAGUUGUUGUCCUCUUUGACAUCUGCUGGGAGGGCGUUCCACAGGGGGGUGCCACUACCGAGAAGGCCCUCUGUCUGGUUCCCUGUAACUUGGCUUACCUCGCAGUGAGGGAACCGCCAGAAGGCCCUCGGUGCUGGACCUCAGCGUCCAGGCAGAAGGAUGGGGGUGGAGACGCUCCUUCAGGUAUACUGGACCGAGGCUGUUUAGGGCUUUAAAGGUCAGCACCAACAAUCUGAAUUGUGCUCAGAAAUUUACUGGGUGCCAAUGUAGGUCUUUCAAGACCAGUGUUAUGUGGUCUCGGCGGCCUCUCCCAGUCACUAGUCUAGUUGCUGCAUUCUGGAUUAGUUGUAGUUUCCGGGUCACCUUCAAAGGUAGCCCCACAUAGAGAGCAUUGCAGUAGUCCAAGUGGGAGAUAACCAGCGCAUGCUCCACUCUGGUGACACAGUCCGUGGGCAGAUAGGGUCUCAGCCUGUGUACCAGAUGGAGCUGGUAAACAGCUGCCCUGGACACAGAAUUCACCUGCACCUCCAUGGACAGUUACAAGUCCAAAAUGACUCCUAGGCUGCGCACCUGUUCCUUCAGGGGCACAGUUACCCCAUUCAGGACCAGUGAGUCCUCCACACCUGCCCAUUUCCUGCCCCCCAAAACAGUACUUCUGUCUUGUCAGGAUUCAACCUCAAUCUGUUAGCCACCAUCCAUCCUCCAACUGCCUCCAGACACUCACACAGGACCUUCACCACCUUCACUGGUUCCAGUUUAAAAGAGAGGUAGAGCUGGGUAUCAUCCGCAUAUUGAUGAACACCCAGCCCAAACCCCCUGAUGAUCUCUCCCAGCAGAUGCAUGUAGAUGUUGAAAAGCACGGGGGAGAGGACAGAACCCUGAGGCACCCCACAAGUGAGGGCCCAGGGGUCUGAACACUCAUCCGCCAACACCACCUUCUGAACAUGGCCCAGGAGGAAGGAGCGGAACCAGCGUAUAACAGUGGCCCCAGCUCCCAGCCCCUCUAGAGUUGCAGAAGAAGAAAACAAAGUCUAAUCGAGCUAAUGUGGUGUAAACAUGGCUGAAAAAAGAGGGUAGAAAGGGAUGUUAAGACUGCUCAAGUUACUAAAGGUUGCAGUAUUUUGAAGUGGAGGAUUAUGGUUAGGGCUAGCAUCUCCUGUCACUAAACCCUCCAGUCCAGUAUGUUAGGAGUUUUUAAGGCAGGAUUUGGCUCACCAGUGGCUCUCCAGAUGUUGUUGAGCUCUAACUCCCAUCAUAGCCACUGGUCAGGAGUGAUGAGAUUUUGUCAGGGACUGUGCUGAGGAGGGCUGCUCUGAGGAGGAAUGGUGGGAUUCUGAAUCUUCCCAGGAGCAGGAGGACAGUAUAGAUUUGGAACAGUGGUUUCCAGAGGGAUGUAGUUCAGAAGGCAGAAGCUGGGAAUAACUGGGUGGUGAACAGCUAGAAGAAGAACUGGGGAAGAGAGAGUUAACAGACUUAAUAUCACUGGAAAGCAUCCAUCCGAUCAGCUGAAGGUCAAGGAGAGCAGAUAAGGUGUCAGAACAGAAAGCACAGUGGUUGCGAGAUCAGGUUGCAAGACAUGGAAAUGACGUGGGUGACUAGGGGGGACGUGGGUGGAGCCCUUAAUUGGGAGCACCUCCAUUCCGAGGAAUGGAUUCUUUGUUCUCUCGCUGUGAUCAUUAAAAACUAUAAAUGGUAAGAGACUCCUUUCGCUUUGUUCUGCUUAUAUAUACUGCCAAAGGAGGGGAAGGAAGCUGAGUCCAUGGAGCCUGACGGAUUUGUAGUCCAAAAGCAUCUGUGGGGCUACAGGUUCCCUAUCCCUUCCAUAGAGUAUCAUGGCCAAUGACAGCUCAAAAUGAAUACAGGCUGUGUAGGAAUAAAUGUUUUCCUCUCUCUUAUCUAUGAAGAUAAUCUCUCCCAAGCAGGUCAAGUAAUAACAAGAGCCCAGAGCAACGUGGGGUGAGACAGUAGUGUUUACAUGAGCUUUUGACGCAGCUCACAAUGCUACCCAGUUUUUAAAUCAGCCCUGUGGCUUGUCCAAGCCCUCUGUCCUCCUUAUAACACCUGCAACUGUCUACUAUAUUGUAGCCCAAAGCAAGUGGGGAAUUAAAGCUCACCUGAUUUCAUUUCUGCCUUUCAGUGGAUGGAUCUUGUCAUGUCCACCUGAUUCAGCCAUCUCCCACUCUCCAUCCGUGGAUGAUCACGAUUCAGUAUGCCCAGAUGCAUCCAAAGAUAACCUCGACAUUCACUGAACGUUUCAAGUUCCACAAUCAGAAUAAAUCAAGCACUGCAGUGAAAUGCUUAGCCAUUUUAAUUCUAUAAUGGAUGUAAUUAAAAUGAAACUUUCGGUCCCCACUUUGCUUAUAGCUGAAAAGAAUACCAUUUUAAUUUGCAUAUAAGUAUCAAAUGAGCAUGAGGCAGUUAAUCCCAGGGUUGUGGGUUCGAGCGCCA
Molecule: messenger RNA, 31909 nt
Organism: Podarcis lilfordi (Lilford's wall lizard)
Lineage: Eukaryota; Metazoa; Chordata; Lepidosauria; Squamata; Lacertidae
Source: the annotation of a GenBank genome assembly